ACAACUUUGAAAUGUUGAGAACUGUCGCUCGUUCUGCCCUUGCGGCCACUGUCCGUAGAGCCGCUGCUCCCGCUACUCGUCUCAACCUUGGUGCUGCCUCCAUUGCUGUCCGCAACUACGCUUCUGCCAAGCCCCAGACUUCCGAGGUCUCCUCCAUCCUCGAGCAACGCAUCCUUGGUGCCUCCGGAGAUGUCGAUAUCCAGGAGACUGGACGCGUCUUGUCCAUUGGUGACGGUAUUGCCCGUGUCUAUGGUUUGAAGAACUGCCAGGCCGAAGAGAUGGUUGAAUUCUCCAGCGGUCUUAAGGGUAUGGCCCUUAACUUGGAACCCGAUAACGUCGGUAUUGUCGUCUUCGGUAACGAUCGUUUGAUUAAGGAAGGUGACACUGUCAAGCGUACCGGUGCUAUUGUUGACGUUCCCGUCGGUCCCGGUCUUCUUGGUCGUGUUGUCGAUGCCCUUGGUAACCCCAUUGAUGGUAAGGGUCCUCUCGACAGCAUUGGCCGUACUCGUGUCCAAGUCAAGGCCCCCGGUAUUUUGCCCCGUCACUCCGUUCGCGAACCUAUGCAGACUGGUAUCAAGUCUGUCGACUCCAUGGUUCCCAUCGGUCGUGGUCAGCGUGAGUUGAUUAUUGGUGAUCGUCAAACCGGUAAGACUGCUGUCGCUCUCGACACCAUUCUUAACCAGAAGAACUGGAACAACGGUUCUGAUGAAGCCAAGAAGUUGUACUGUGUCUACGUUGCUGUUGGUCAAAAGCGUUCCACUGUUGCUCAGCUCGUCAGCACUCUUGAGAACAACGAUGCCCUCAAGUACUCCAUCAUUGUUGCUGCCACCGCUUCCGAAGCCGCUCCUCUUCAAUACCUUGCUCCUUUCUCUGGUGCUGCUAUUGGUGAAUGGUUCCGUGACAACGGUCGUCACUCUUUGAUCAUCUAUGACGAUUUGUCCAAGCAAGCUGUUGCUUACCGUCAAAUGUCCCUUUUGCUUCGUCGUCCUCCCGGUCGUGAAGCCUACCCUGGUGACGUUUUCUACCUUCACUCUCGUCUUCUCGAGCGUGCUGCCAAGAUGAACAAGGACUUCGGUUACGGUUCCAUGACUGCCCUUCCCAUCAUUGAGACCCAGGGUGGUGAUGUCUCUGCUUACAUUCCCACUAACGUCAUUUCCAUCACUGACGGUCAGAUCUUCUUGGAAGCUGAACUUUUCUUCAAGGGUAUCCGUCCCGCCAUUAACGUCGGUCUUUCCGUCUCCCGUGUCGGUUCCGCUGCCCAGACCAAGGCCAUGAAGCAAGUUGCCGGUUCCCUCAAGCUUUUCCUUGCCCAAUACCGUGAAGUCGCUGCUUUCGCUCAAUUCGGUUCCGAUUUGGAUGCCUCCACCCAGUUCUUGUUGAACCGUGGU
Molecule: messenger RNA, 1388 nt
Organism: Umbelopsis ramanniana AG
Lineage: Eukaryota; Fungi; Mucoromycota; Umbelopsidomycetes; Umbelopsidales; Umbelopsidaceae
Exons: 3
Biological process (GO): proton transmembrane transport; proton motive force-driven ATP synthesis
Molecular function (GO): ATP binding; ADP binding; proton-transporting ATP synthase activity, rotational mechanism
Source: RefSeq, a predicted model, not a curated record